CAUGCGACAGCGUGCUCUCCAUUCCUCUCCAUUGAAAAGCCCAGUCAAGCAAGAGCCUGCUGAUCCGGUUGACAUCGACAUGGCCAUCCAGCACGGACGCCGCACGGCACCCAAUGGCAUCCACCGCAAAGGCCACUCGGACGAGUUUGAUGGCGAGGAGGUCGACAUGUCCAUGCUGGAUGACGAAGAUGAGGAGAGCGACUCUGAUGACGAUGAUGACUAUGACCAGCCCAUAGCCCCAGUUGUCCAUGUCGAAGUGCGUCUCAGUGAUGACUCGAGGGUUAUCGGGAGCGUUAUCGAGAGCAACCUUCUCCCAAUGCUGCGGCAAGCGUACGAAUGGGUGCCGCCUGCAACAUUCGUGCCCGAGAGGUACUGGGCGGACAUCCCCAUUCUAGGAAGGAACGUUGCGCAGAUUUACAUCGCUGAAUGUGAUGCUUCGGUCGAAGCGGUCACUGCGGACUUCCGAAUCCACACUUACAGAGCGUCUGACCGGCCCGUCACCCACAUCACUGGCGGAUUAGACGAGGACGAAGACGACUCGCGUACAUCUGCAGCCACUAUCUGUGAACUCCCUUCACGGCUGCACGAGGGUCUGUGGGAUAGUCUCGUAUAUCCAGACGACAUCAAAGAGAAGCUUCUCACCUACAUCCACUCGACCUCGCUCUUUGCAGAGAACGAAGUCGACUUCAACGUCAUCUCCUGGAAUCGCCUUAUCCUCUUGUAUGGGCCUCCAGGUACGGGCAAAACCUCUCUGUGUCGCGCCCUGGCACAGAAACUGUCUAUCCGCAUGUCGGAGACAUACUCGCGCGGGCAACUUGUCGAGAUCAACUCCCACUCCCUGUUUUCAAAAUGGUUCAGCGAGAGCGGCAAGCUGGUGCAGAAGCUGUUCGACGACGUGACAGACUUGGCAGAAGAUGACGAAUGCCUUGUCGUGGUCAUGAUCGACGAGGUCGAGUCACUCACGGCCGCCCGGUUAGGGGCAAUGAAUGGCAAUGAGCCUUCUGAUGCUUUGAGGGUUGUCAAUGCCCUCCUGACGCAACUAGACAAGCUCAAGUCCCGCAAGAAUGUCCUAGUCAUGACAACUUCCAAUCUCGCUGGGUCCAUCGACUCUGCCUUUGUCGACCGCGCCGAUAUCAAACAAUACGUGGGCCUCCCACCGGUUGCCGCCAUCUACUGGAUCCUUUCGUCCUGCUUGCAAGCACUUGGCGACGCCGAUCUAGCCCCAGGGGCUAAGCAUCUCCUGAAAUGGAGCGACUGCAUCUUGGCCCGCGGUGUGCUCCCACUGUCCGAGAAGAAGCGAGUGAACCGCGCAAGAGAGGCGUCGUACAAGCUCCGCGAAAUCGCAGAGCGCUGUCAUGAGCUGGAGCUGAGUGGGCGCUUCCUGCGCAAGGUGCCUGUCAUGGCACACGCUCGCUAUCUGGCUGGACGCGCAGGCGGCCGUGCAAGCCUUGACAGGUGGAUGGAGGCCCUGGGUAAAGCGGUUGAGGACGAGCGGCUGGCCCGCGAGCUCGUCAAUCAGGCUGAAGGCAAGCACUCCGUCAAAUCCAAACCCCAAGCAUAA
This is a messenger RNA of Vanrija pseudolonga, 1561 nucleotides long. It is a transcript of the gene Trip13, whose product is annotated as Pachytene checkpoint protein 2. The transcript is spliced from 10 exons. Gene Ontology annotation, biological process: reciprocal meiotic recombination; meiotic recombination checkpoint signaling. NCBI's taxonomy places the organism in Eukaryota, Fungi, Basidiomycota, Tremellomycetes, Trichosporonales, Trichosporonaceae. Gene Ontology annotation, molecular function: ATP hydrolysis activity; ATP binding. Gene Ontology annotation, cellular component: nucleus; chromosome. The record is from RefSeq and is a predicted model, not a curated record. Bases 2 to 1561 code for a protein of 519 amino acids.